Molecule: messenger RNA, 1071 nt
Organism: Symbiodinium sp. CCMP2592
Lineage: Eukaryota; Dinophyceae; Suessiales; Symbiodiniaceae
Source: the annotation of a GenBank genome assembly
AUGGAAUAUGUGACAUCUCUCAGCACACUUCGAAGAGUAGACUGCGGCAUGCUGGCGAAGAUGUUUGAGAGCCAAAUUCCUUCUGCCACCACCGAUGGUGCAUAUUUCAUUGACCGUGAUGGGGAUCUCUUUCGCUUCGUCCUCUCCUACUUGCGAGACGGAGCCGUGGAACUUCCUAGCUCCUUGCAGGAACUGCGCCGCUUAGAAAGGGAAGCCAACUUCUUCAUGCUUCCGGGCAUGCUGCACCUGAUUCGCUCGAAGAUGUCGGAGGUGCACCUGGAAGUGAGGCUUUUUGCAGAGCCCUUCGGUUGCACCGCAGAACAGUGUAGUUGCGGAUGCAACAGACUUGCGCAUCCCGACGCAUUCAGCGAUGACGAGUUGGAAGCAAUGGAAGAGGAGAGGGAUGAGUAUCUAGAUCACCCUACGCAGAGAAAGAAACCGGAGUUCAAAUCUCCGUUUGUAGUUGAGCGUGUUUGCCUCUGUGCUGUCGUGCCUCGAGAAUGCAAGGACCGGUUCGUGCGUGUAGUUACAUUCGGGGUAUCGACUGAACUUGAGCCGAAUUGCGCUGGUGACUAUUUCUUACGGGGGUCACUCAAUGAGCGACCUUUCUACAAGAACGAGGCGGGCCCCUUGAUGUUCUUCAGUGAUGGUUGCUGGAGAAUCAACUCUAAUGAGAACACUGGCUCCUGGCUCUUGUCUCCGUUGCAGGAUUCUGACUCAAAGAACCCUCCAACCGGCCUAUGGUGGGGCCCGGGGGCGGGACUGUGUUCCGUGGAAGGUGAAGAAGUCCGUCACGUGGAGGAGUCGAGCUUGAAACAGGCAUUGGAGGUGGUGAGGAAAGGAUUAAACGUGGAACGAGAUUGUCGCCUGUCUGUUGACGAAAUCGGCGAGAUUCUGGAAUCGCUGAAGCGAAUCUUUUCAGACUUUGUUCGGCAAUCCGAGCUUUCCUGCAGAAUUCUGCAUGCACAGGCAGGAAAAUACGACGUUGGACACGCCUACGACGAGAAAUUACAACACACGCAUUUUGCAACAUGUGUGAAGAUCGAGUGCCGAGCACUGCACUCUGCGUGA